GGUGCCAUAAGUCCUCCUUUUCUUUUUGCGAAUACAGACUAACACGGCUGUUACUCUGAAACCUGUCAUUAAGUAGAUAUAGAUAUACUUACAAAUUAUAAAUAUGUAUACACACACACACACACUUACAAAUGAUAAAUGUGUUAGUCUCUAAGGUACCACAAGUACUCCUUGUUCGUUUAGCUAGGUAUUAGUUUCCCCCUUCAAAAAGAAAAAGAUGUCAGUAAGUUGCAACAGCUCCAAGGGGGGAUUCAAACAAAGUCUGUUCAGAUUAAUUAGAUCUGUAAUUAAAAUAAUUUUAAAGUGUUGCUAUAAACGCAGAAGGGGCUGAGAAAAGGGUUCUCUCCCCUACACAAAAAUCUCCCAGGACUCCUUCCUCUGUAUGAUACACUACAACUCCCACAAUUCUGUGCAAGCCAUGUGAUUUUUAUUGAGCUUGCAAGUGACUAUAUUGAAGCAUACACCGCCUCGCAACUUACCAAACUAUUGAGUUUCCAGAGGAGCGGCUAUCAUACUUCGGGAUCACUUUACACAUUCCCUUCCUUUCCGGUUGUGUUGCACUGCAAAGCAGAAAUAAAGAAGCCAAGAUGAUGCAAAUGUAUUUCUACUUCUCGGACAAGGUGGUACUUUUGUUUGACUUCUGGAAUGUCCACACCCCUGCAGGGAUGGUGCUCUCGGUGCUGGUGGUUCUGCUGCUAGCGGCGUUGUACGAAGCCAUCAAGAUCAGCAAAACCAAACUCCUUCGCCGGAUGAUACUGGCCAUCCCCACCACCCUCAGUCAGGAGUCACUCAGGGAGCCGGAGCCGGGGGCCGUCAACUCAAACCUGGGUCAGCAAAACACCACCUCAAAAAGGUGGUUUCUUUACCACAUCAGCCAGAGCCUGCUCCACGUGGUCCAGGUGGUGAUCGGUUACCUGGUGAUGCUGGUGGUGAUGUCCUACAACACUUGGAUCUUCCUGGGGGUGAUCGUGGGUUCCGCCCUGGGUUACUACGUGGCUUACCCAGUGUUCACCGUGAGAUAGCGGUGGCCUGCUGCACUCCAGGGCACUGCAAAGCAGAAGACGGCAACCUCUGCAGUGGGGGAAGGACUAAAGAGGCUCCACUAGAGAAAAUGCUUGUGCAAAGCUUGGCCUGUAGCUGGUGGGAGAUGAAUCUCCACACAAUGGGGGACUCCCCCCAUUCCCCCACCUCGGGGGAUUGAGUUUCUUCCUUUUAAUCCUAGCGGUGGUCUCCACUUCUAUACAAUUACCCAUUUUUAAGAUCACUUUUGGACCCUUUCUGCCGGGCAGGCCCUCAUCGCCCUGGCCAAGCAGGGCACAGCCCCACGAAGAGCUAAACUGGGCCACAUGCUGGCUGCGAACCGGGCUGGGCGGAUGUCAUAAAUAUAAAGGGAAGGGUAACCAGCUUUCUGGUUUCUGGUUUACAGUGCUAUAAAAUCCCUCCUGGCCAGAGGCAAAACUCUUUCACCUGUAAAGGGUUAAGAAGCUAAGAACCUCCCUGGCACCUGACCCAAAUGACCAAUGAAGGGACAAGAUACUUUCAAAUCUGGAGCGGGGGAACAAAGGGUUCUGUCUGUCUGUGCGAUGCUUUUGCCGGGAACAGAUCAGGAAUGCAGCCUUACAACUCCUGUUAAGUUAGUAAGUAGUCUAGCUAGAACAUGCGUUGGAUUUCCUUUUGUUUAAUGGCUGGUAAAAUAAGCUGUGCUGGAGGGAAUGUAUAUUCCUGUUUUUGUGUCUUUUUGUAACUUAAGGUUUUGCCUAGAGGGAUUCUCUAUGUUUUGAAUCUGAUUACCCUGUAAGGUAUUUACCAUCCUGAUUUUACAGAGGGGAUUCUUUUACCUUUUCUUUAAUUAACGUUCUUCUUUUAAGAACCUGAUUGAUUUUUCAUUGUUCUUAAGAUCCAAGGGUUUGGGUCUGUGUUCACCUGUACAAAUUGGUGAGGAUUUUUAUCAAGCCUUCCCCAGGAAAGGGGGUGUAGGGCUUGGGGGGAUAUUUUGGGGGAAGACGUCUUCAAGUGGGCUCUUUCCCUCUUCUUUGUUUAAACAUGCUUGGUGGUGGCAGCAUAGGGUUCAAGGACAAGGCAAAGUUUGUACCUUGGGGAAGUUUUUAACCUAAGCUGGUAAGAAUAAGCUUAAGGGGUCUUUCAUGCAGGUCCCCCCAUCUGUACCCUAGAGUUCAGUGGGGAAGGAACCUUGACAGCAGACAAGCAGCUCAGCCGUACAGCUGCCGUCUCCAAUGACUUUGAGCCCACCCUCAGUUCUCACUCAGGAAUCCCAGGAGCCUUUCCCUGCUGACUGGAGGAGCAAGAGGACUUGGGCACUGACACCCUCGCCCGGGGACGGACAGAGCAGGCGGACAUGUUACAGGCUAUGUCCAUCAGCGGAUGCUGCAGGGAUGAGAAUGCCGGGGGAUGGAUUGGGGUUUAUUUUACCCUCCCUCCCAGAUUGUUCAUGUUCCUGGCUGGCUCCGUGACGGCUCUGUUCACCGCUCCCUGUUGCUUGUGGGCAGGAGGAAAAUAACCCUCAAUGGGCUCAUGCUGGUCUCUGACCCCAAGGGGACGCUCCCCUCACACUGUGCCUUCUGUGUUCCCAACAGAACAAAGCUGUACGUCAGCUCCCCGUCUCAGCACCCUCUGGAUAGUGCAGGGGGUGAGCACAGCUUGAUGACCCCCCACCCUCCUGCUGCUUGAGCAUAAGGGAGUAAAUUGGUUGGUUUAACAGUCUUGCGUGUGCAGUGGCUCGGUUGCUUUGGAAGCCAGGAUGCCCCAGGGGCUGGUGGGCCUCGCAGGAUCCUGCUGUAUUUCAUGCCAAGAGAAGGGCAAGUUUUAAUAAAGCUAUC
Caretta caretta (loggerhead turtle) is the source of this 2837-nucleotide messenger RNA. RefSeq names its product solute carrier family 31 member 2 (gene SLC31A2). Gene Ontology annotation, molecular function: copper ion transmembrane transporter activity. Gene Ontology annotation, biological process: copper ion transmembrane transport. The record is from RefSeq and is a predicted model, not a curated record. Gene Ontology annotation, cellular component: membrane. Lineage: Eukaryota; Metazoa; Chordata; Testudines; Cheloniidae.